Messenger RNA from Caenorhabditis elegans, 1665 nucleotides. RefSeq names its product Putative cytochrome P450 CYP13A5 (gene cyp-13A5). The coding region runs from base 25 to 1587 and encodes 520 amino acids. The transcript has 6 exons. Gene Ontology annotation, molecular function: monooxygenase activity; heme binding; oxidoreductase activity, acting on paired donors, with incorporation or reduction of molecular oxygen. The record is from RefSeq and is marked reviewed. Lineage: Eukaryota; Metazoa; Nematoda; Chromadorea; Rhabditida; Rhabditidae.
AAACACUAUAUUUUGUUCCAAAAUAUGAGUUUAAGUAUACUUAUUGCUGGUGCUUCGUUUAUUGGACUUUUGACAUAUUAUAUCUGGAUUUGGUCAUUUUGGAUCAGGAAAGGAGUCAAAGGACCCCGUGGAUUUCCAUUUUUUGGAGUGAUUCACGAGUUCCAAGACUAUGAAAAUCCAGGACUGUUGAAAUUGGGAGAAUGGACAAAAGAAUACGGACCAAUAUAUGGUAUUACUGAAGGAGUCGAAAAAACUUUGAUUGUGUCUAAUCCAGAAUUUGUUCAUGAAGUAUUUGUGAAACAGUUUGAUAAUUUCUAUGGAAGAAAGACAAAUCCCAUUCAAGGAGACCCAAAUAAAAACAAAAGAGCACAUCUUGUCUCGGCUCAAGGGCACCGUUGGAAGCGGUUGAGAACUCUGUCAUCACCUACGUUUUCAAAUAAAAACCUCAGAAAAAUUAUGAGUACUGUAGAAGAAACUGUAGUAGAGUUGAUGAGACAUUUGGACGAUGCAAGUGCAAAAGGAAAAGCUGUAGAUUUAUUAGACUACUACCAAGAAUUCACUCUUGACAUCAUUGGAAGAAUUGCAAUGGGUCAAACAGAAUCGCUGAUGUUUAGAAAUCCAAUGCUUCCUAAGGUGAAAGGAAUUUUCAAAGAUGGUCGUAAACUACCUUUCCUAGUUUCUGGUAUUUUCCCGAUAGCGGGAACUAUGUUCCGCGAAUUCUUCAUGAGAUUCCCAUCUAUACAACCAGCCUUCGAUAUUAUGAGUACUGUGGAAAAAGCUUUGAAUAAACGACUGGAACAAAGAGCCGCAGACGAAAAAGCUGGAAUUGAGCCAUCUGGUGAACCACAAGAUUUCAUUGAUUUGUUCCUAGACGCAAGAGCAAAUGUAGAUUUCUUUGAAGAGGAAUCCGCACUAGGAUUUGCUAAAACAGAAAUUGCGAAAGUUGAUAAACAACUGACAUUUGAUGAAAUUAUUGGCCAAUUGUUCGUUUUUCUGUUAGCUGGAUAUGAUACAACUGCCCUUUCCCUCUCAUAUUCUUCAUAUCUCCUGGCAAGACAUCCAGAGAUUCAGAAGAAAUUACAAGAAGAAGUGGAUAGAGAAUGCCCAAAUCCUGAAGUCACUUUUGAUCAAAUAUCAAAAUUGAAGUACAUGGAAUGUGUGGUAAAGGAAGCUCUACGAAUGUAUCCAUUAGCAUCCAUCGUUCACAACCGAAAGUGCAUGAAGGAAACGAAUGUACUUGGAGUUCAAAUAGAGAAAGGAACAAAUGUUCAAGUGGAUACAUGGACACUUCAUUAUGAUCCAAAAGUUUGGGGAGAGGAUGCAAAUGAGUUUAGGCCAGAGAGAUGGGAAUCUGGAGACGAACUAUUUUAUGCAAAAGGAGGAUAUCUUCCAUUCGGUAUGGGACCAAGAAUUUGUAUUGGAAUGCGAUUGGCAAUGAUGGAAAAAAAAAUGCUUUUGACCCACAUCCUGAAAAAGUACACAUUCGAAACUUCUACGCAAACAGAAAUUCCAUUAAAAUUGGUCGGAUCCGCCACAACUGCACCAAGAAGUGUUAUGCUCAAGUUGACACCAAGACAUUCCAAUUAAUUCCUAAUUUUAGUUGUAUAAUAAAUUAUGCAUAUGUGUACCUAUUGGUUUUUUGAUUAAUAAAUUGUUCAAAUCGAU